Molecule: messenger RNA, 4884 nt
Organism: Symbiodinium necroappetens
Lineage: Eukaryota; Dinophyceae; Suessiales; Symbiodiniaceae
Source: the annotation of a GenBank genome assembly
AUGGUGGGCUGCUGGCAGCUAUGUCGCUCCAGAGGGAAGCAGAUCCUCUUCGUUGCCGCUGCGUUGGCAGUCAUGCGGCCGACCGAGGCUUCUUGGGUUGUUCGAUGCAACUUGGACUGCGACGGGGUCAACAGCUGUGAGGAGAAGCAGGUGUGUAGCGGGCAAAUGGUGGAGGAGGGCACUUGCCCGGACCAGCUGCCUUGCGCGCAAGAGAGCGAGUUCAACUGCAUGCCUGUCGACUGCCAGUGGAGCGAAUGGAGAGAGUGGGAGAACGAUGGCAUCUCCGGCCUCUGCACGCGCAAGAGGUACUUCAGCCCGCCACGUUGUGGAGGGAAGCAGUGCUUGGGGACCAUGGCAGACUCGAUGUACUGCGAACCCGGGGCUCAUGCUCCGAAGGAUUGUGAGUUCACUGAUUGGGAGGACUGGGGCAGCUGCAGUGAGACCACCUUGCAGAGGACGCGCCAGCGCGGGGUGGCGCAGGAGCCAUCCCACGGAGGAGCCCCUUGCCAGGGCCCACUUGGCACGACCGAGCCGUGCGGGGAUCGAGAACCUCCGGCACCUUGCGUUCUGGGUGAGUGGAUGUCUUGGAGCGGCUGCACUCGCGAGUGUGGCGGCGGCCAGCAGUUUCGUGUCCGAGCGAUUGCCCAGGAGGCAGCAGAAGGUGGAAAGCUCUGCGAAGGUGAAGAUGGAAGGGCCUUGGUCCUUCAAUCGACCCGACCCUGCAAUGUGGACAUCGUGUGCGACGGAGAGACGGCCAAGGACUGUGUGCUGUCGCACUGGGGUGAUUGGUCUGUUUGCGACCCUGAUGUACCUGCACACUCCAGACAAAGAUACCGUUCCCGCUCCAUCGCCAUUCCAGGUGCCAACGGUGGUGCAGCUUGCACUGAUAGCUUGCAAGAGACCCUGGGCUGCGAGGAAUCCCAUGUGCUUCCGCCUGUUGACUGCAAGCUCUCCGCCUGGUCUGCGUGGAAGCUUUGCGACAAGACCUGCGAGGGCGGGCAGACCCUGCGAACCCGGACGGUCGAGGUGGAAGCGAAGCGCGGUGGACGGCCCUGCCAGGACUCCACGCUGGAGACCAUGCCCUGCAACGAGAUCCCUUGCCAGCUGGACCCCGAGGGGAGGGAUUGCCAGCUCUCGCUAUGGACCUCCUGGACAGACUGCUCGGUCUCCUGUGGACAGGGCGUUCGCCAGCGCAGCCGGGAGGUUCUGACCGCACCACUCGCAGGAGGUCGCGGCUGCAGUGCCAUCCUGCAGGAGGUCAUGGGAUGCUCGAAGCCAGUCUGCAAUGCUGUGGACUGUGUUUGGGACACAUGGGACAGCUGGUCGGAGUGCAGUCGCACUUGCGAUGGCGGGCAGAAGAGUCGCAACCGGACCAUCUACAUGCCGCCUUCUCCCGGUGGCAAGCCCUGCAGGGCUUUGGACAGUAUCAGCGAGAUCGCGAGCUGCGGGACGGCGCCUUGCUCCUCGGCUUCGUGCCAGGAUGGCGUCUGGCACGACUGGGGGGAAUGGGGCCAGUGCUCCAGGGCCUGUGCUGGCGGCGUGCGGUGGCGUCACAGGAAGGUCGCCAGCGAGGCGCUGGACUGUGGAACUCCGGCAGUCGGUCCGGCGAUGGAUCUUCAACAGUGCAACGACUGGCCCUGUGAGGAAGACCGCGACUGCAUCAUGAGUACCUGGUCUCAUUGGAGCAACUGCUCCGCCAGUUGUUACGGAGAGCAGAAGCGCAAGCGCCACAUCGUUCAGCAGGGUAGCGGCAGUGGCAGCUGGUGCACGGAUCCUGAUGACUCACCGGCAGCUCUUGAAGAAAUGCGGCCAUGCAACGGACCGCAGGAAGCAUCCGAUGCCAAGAUCAAGGAGUGCGGCUUCGGAGAAGUCCAGGAUUGCUUGGUCGGUACUUGGAGCUCUUGGUCGGCUUGCACCAAGACUUGCAACGGAGGAAUCCACAAGCGAAAGCGGCAUAUCGUGCGGCCUUCCAGGCUUGGUGGCAAGCCGUGCAAUUUCACACUGGAGGAGGUGAAGGGCUGCGGUACUGAGACAUGCGGCUUGGCGAUGGACUGUGAAUGGGACGAUUGGGACCAGUGGGGUGCCUGCACCCACUGCAGUGGCGAGCGUAUUCGUGUCCGAGAGAUCCGUCACCUCGGGAACGAGUUGGGCAAGCCCUGUGAGCCUUCGUCUUCCCGCGAGGUCUCCCAGUGCAACAACUGUCCUGCGAAGAAGACAUACUGGUGCGUUUGGGCUGAGUGGGAGGAGGGUGCCUGCUCAGCAACAUGCGGGACUGGGGGUCGCCUCCGCCGGCAGCGCAUUCCAAGCAUCUCCGAGUCCCCACCGAAAAACCCGGCGGACGCCGUGGGCAACGUCACCGGCGCCGGCUCGACCUGCGAGGCCUACGAGGUGGACUACACGACGUGCAAAGGCCUACCACAAGACUGCACGGCCUGCGUUCCACAGGAUUGCGAGUUCGACGACUGGAUGGAUUGGAGUCAGCCGACCACAUGCGACGGCGUCUGCACCCGGUCUCGCAAGAUCUCCAGGCUGAACAACGACUGUGGCAAAGCGUGUACAGGAAAUCUGAAAGAGACCAAAGCCUGCGUUCUCCCAGAGUGCGAGGGUACACAGGAGUGCACUUUCUCCCACUGGUCGACCUGGGGUGGUUGCUCCGAGUCCAGUCGUCAGCAAACGCGGCUGCGCGAGAUUGCUGUCCCCAGCGGUCCCUUUGGUGCGCCUUGCACAGGACCACAGAAGGAGACGAAGCCUUGCGAGGCGAGCGCCGAGAAGCAGGACUGCCAGCUCUCGGAGUGGUCUGAGUGGCGGGAAUGCUCCAAGUCUUGUGGUGGAGGUCAGCGAAGUCGUAGCCGGGAGAUUUACCAGCACGCCCAACACGGCGGGGAGCCGUGCACGGGAUCUAUGAGGAUCACUGAGGAGUGCGGCACGGAGGCUUGCGGUUCUGGCGACCCACACCAAGAGCCCGGCACCGACGACUGCCUCCUCUCGGACUGGUCUGACUGGGGCGGAUGCGACGGCUCGACGGUACAGGCCUACCGCACCCGGCAUCCAGUGCGCGAGGCGCAGGAGGAGGGCAUUCCCUGCAGCGGAACUCUCAAAGAGGCUGGCCCGUGCCCCGGUACGGAGACGAGGGACUGCGUCUUCUCGGAGUGGGGCACCUGGGGUGGCUGCGGGGCCUCCUGUGGUGGCGGCCAGCGCUUCCGCACCCGCGAGAUCCUACACCCCGCCAAGCCGGGCGGCGAGCCCUGCACGGGGAGCACACAUGAGACGGAAGUCUGCAACGAGGAGAUUGCAUGCAACGUCCACCUGGACUGCGUGGUGUCGCACUGGAGUCUGUGGUCCGUGUGCUCCGUCUCUUGUGGUGAAGGCCAGAAUGUUCGGCAGCGCAAGAUCAUCCAGGCAGUGCAACCAGGCGGCUCUGGCUGCAACAUGGCCCUCCUGGAGGUCGGCGCCUGCACCGGAUCAUCCACCAACGAGACUUGUGGAGACAAAGUCGACUGCGUGUGGGGGCACUGGAUGGAGUGGUCCGACUGCCAGGAGGCGACCUUCUGCGGUCUGGGCUACAGAUCGCGGUCUCGCAAGAUCGCGGUGACUCCGGUGGGCAAGGGCGAGCGAUGUGAUCCGCUUCCUGCAGAAGAGGUUGUCACGGAUCUGAGAUGCGCAAAAUCCUGCACGAAGUCGGCCGCAUGCGUAGACGGCGAAUGGGGCGAAUGGGGUCCCUUCGGAUCGUGCAGUGUCACCUGUGGUCAGGGUGGCACGAGCAAGCGAACUCGAUCCGAGAAGGUGAAGGCGAACCACUGCGGCUUCCCUGCUAGCGGACCGAGCGAGGAGUACGGGCCUUGUGCUGCAAGCCGUGCAUGCGAGAGCGAGAUGGGCGCACAGGACUGCAAGUUCGGUGCCUGGUCCCAGUGGGAGGAGUGCAGUGCCAGCUGCAAUGGUGCCCGAAACCGGCACCGGGAGAUCAUUCAGUACAGUGCCUACGGAGGCCAGGCAUGCGAGGGGCCUGUCGUCGAGAGCGAGAGGUGCAACCCUAGCCCGUCGGAGCAUUCUCCACCCUACGGAUGCGUGAGCGGGGCUCCGGUGGACUGCGUCCAGUGGCCUCCAAGCGAAUGGUCAGAGUGCUCAGCAAAGUGCGGCACCGGAAACCAGACCCGGGAGCGGCGGGUGGCGGUGGAGCCGGCGUACGGCGGCAAGAGCUGCCCCGAGCCACUCAAGGAAAUCCGCGAAUGCCAUGCAGACGUCAGCUGCGAGGUCGUCGAUAGGGACUGCGAGCUCUCUGACUGGGAAGAUUGGUCCCCUUGUGAGCUGAUCGCCUACCAGAAGCUCCGUCGACGCAAAGUGAAGAUCUCGCAGGCAGGCAUCGGAAAGGACUGUCAGGGCGACCUCACCGAAGUCAAGGCCUGCGGCGGCCAGUGCCAGGACAGAACCUACUGGUGCAGUUGGGCAGACUGGCGACAAUGGGGCCUCUGCUCGACAACCUGCGGCUCUGCAGGCCGGCGGCAUCGCUAUCGCCCCAUGAAGCUCAUCGAGGUGACGCCUGCAGAAAUGAAGCUCCAAGGUGCCUCGAACGGCACCGCGGCCCCGAAGGCUCCGGCCACCCCAGUGCUCGUGAGCCCGGCAGAGGUCCAGGAGCAGUUUCAGCUUCUCAGUCGGAAGAUGGAGCUCGGACAUGGGCAUCUCGACUUGCUUGCAUCCUUCUUCGCGGGCGUUGCGAGCGUUGCGGGCAUUGCUGGCUUGACAGUCUUCGUUUCACGACGAGGCUUCUCGGCUUCUCUCGCAGCGCCGUGCGGGCACUCAGAGACUCGCACGGCUGGGACGUUCUCAUGGCGAUUUCGAGUCUCCACAUUGUUUUGGUUCUGCUUUCGGCCGGAUAAAGCUGUUUGA